AUGCCGGGUGGAUAUAAAGGGGAGUGUGGGGACGAUGUGGACCCCAUGCCGUUCCUGGUUCCCUCAGAGAAGGAGCGGCUGGAUGCCAUGAAUAAACCAUACGACAUCAAGCGCUCCUGCUGGGUCAAAGACGAGAAGGAGGCUUUUAUCGCUGGGGAGAUUCAGUCUGAAGAUGGGGACAAAGUCACCAUCAAGACCACCAAGAACACAACUGUGACUGUGAGGAAGGAUGACGUUCAGCAGAUGAACCCUCCUAAGUUCUACCAAGCCAGCGACAUGGCCAACCUCACCUUCCUCAACGAGGCCAGCGUCAUGGAAAACCUGCGCAGCCGCUACGUCAACAUGAGGAUCUAUACCUACUCAGGCCUCUUCUGCGUGACGAUCAACCCGUACAAAUGGCUUCCCAUCUACGGCGCCAAAGUGGCCCAGAUAUACAAGGGGAAGAAACGCAACGAGGUUCCUCCUCACCUCUUCUCCAUCUCCGACAACGCUUACCACGACAUGCUGAUGGAGCACGAGAACCAGUCGAUGCUGAUCACCGGAGAAUCUGGUGCUGGAAAGACUGAGAACACUAAGAAGGUCAUCCAGUACUUCGCUAAUGUUGGAGCCUCCGGCAGCAAAGUGUCGGACUCCAAGGGGUCUCUGGAGGACCAGAUCAUUCAGGCUAACCCGGUGCUGGAGGCGUUCGGCAACGCCAAGACCAUCAGGAACAACAACUCGUCCCGCUUUGGGAAGUUCAUUCGUAUCCACUUCGGGCCGACAGCGAAGCUGGCCGGCGCCGAUAUUGAGUCUUAUCUGCUCGAGAAAUCCAGAGUGAUUUCCCAGCAGGCGGCUGAGAGAGGAUACCACAUCUUCUACCAGCUCCUCUCUGGCAGGAAGCCCGAGCUCAUGGGCGCUCUGCUGCUGAGUCCAGACCCCAAGCAGUACGUGUGGGUGUGUCAGGGCGUCACGGUGGUCGACAACAUGGACGACGGAGAGGAGCUGAUGCUCACUGAUGUGACCUUUGAUGUCCUGGGCUUCACUCCUGAGGAGAAGAUGAGCGUGUACAAGCUGACCGGAGGCAUAAUGCACUUCGGCAACAUGAAGUUCAAACAGAAAGCCAGAGAGGAGCAGGCUGAUGUGGAUUCCACCGAGGUGGCGGACAAAGUCGCUCACCUCAUGGCCGUCAACUCUGGGGAGCUGCAGAAGGGCAUCACACGCCCCAGGGUCAAGGUUGGCAACGAGUUUGUGACCAAAGGUCAGAACCAGGCCCAGUGCGUGUACUCCAUCGGUGCUCUGGCUAAAGCCAUCUACGACCGGAUGUUCAAGUGGAUGGUGACCCGGAUCAAUAAGACCCUGGACACCAAGAUGCAGCGGCAGUACUUCAUAGGAGUGCUGGACAUCGCCGGGUUCGAGAUCUUCGAGUUCAACAGCUUCGAGCAGCUGUGCAUCAACUUCACCAACGAGAAGCUGCAGCAGUUCUUCAACCACCACAUGUUCGUGCUGGAGCAAGAGGAAUACAAGAAGGAGGGAAUCGACUGGGUCUUCAUCGACUUCGGCCUCGACCUGCAGGCGUGUAUCGACCUGCUGGAGAAGCCCAUGGGCAUCUUCUCCAUCCUGGAGGAGCAGUGUGUGUUUCCGAAGGCGACAGAUUCGACCUUUAAAGCAGCUCUGCACGACAACCACCUGGGCAAGUCCUCAAACUUCCUGAAGCCGAAAGGCGGGAAGAAAGGAGCCGAGGCUCACUUUGAACUGGUGCACUACGCCGGCACAGUGGGCUACAACAUCGCCGGCUGGCUGGAGAAGAACAAAGACCCUCUGAACGAGACGGUGGUGGGACUCUUCCAGAAGUCCUCCAUGCCUCUGCUGGCUCUGCUCUUCAAAGAGGAGGAGGCCGCCGCAGGAACCAAGAAGCAGAAGAAAGGCUCGUCCUUCCAAACCGUCUCCAACUUCUACAGGGAACAACUGAACAAGCUGAUGAGCACCCUGCGAAGCACCGCUCCUCACUUCGUCCGCUGCAUCGUGCCCAACGAGUUCAAGAAGUCAGGCGUUACAGACAACCACCUGAUCCUGCACCAGCUGGCCUGUAACGGCGUCCUAGAGGGCAUCCGCAUCUGCAGGAAGGGAUUCCCCAACAGACUACAGUACCCAGAAUUCAAACAGAGAUACUAUAUCCUCAACCCCAACGUCAUCCCUAAGGGAUUCGUCGACAACAAGAAGGCGUCUGAGCUCAUCCUCAGCUCCAUCGGUCUGGAUAACAUGGAGUACCGCAUCGGCCACAGCAAGGUGUUCUUCCGUGCGGGCGUCCUGGCGAAGCUGGAGGACAUGCGCGACGAGCGGCUGGCGAAGAUCAUAACCAUGCUGCAGGCUCAGCUGAGAGGAACCCUAAUGAGGGUUGAGUUUAAGAAGAUGGAAGACAGACGAAUUGCACUGAUGGCCAUCCAGCGCAACGUGAGGAAGUUCCUUCAGUUGCGCUUCUGGGGCUGGUGGAAACUCUACACUAAGGUGAAGCCCCUGCUGAUGGUCGCCCGUCAGGAGGAGACCUUCAAGGCCAAGGAGGAGGAGCUGAGGGUGGCGGUGGAGAAGGUCAAGGAGCUGGAGGGAAAGAUCAAAGAUCUUGAGGGGAAGAUGUUCACUCUGUCUCAGGAGAAGAAUGACCUGGCGCUGGCGCUGGCCGCAGAGCAGGACACGCUGGGAGACGCCGAGGAGCGCUGCACCCAGCUGAUGCGCCAAAAGGUGCAGCUGGAGGAGUCAGUGCAGGAUCUGCGUGAGCGGCUGGAGGAGGAAGAGGGCAACACAGCCUCCCUCCAUGGCCAGAGGAGGCAGCUGGAGGGGGAGCUGAACGAGCUCAAGAGGGACCUGGAGUCUCUGGAAUCCACGCUGGCCAGGACGGAGAAGGAGAAACAGGGUCUGGACUUCAAGGUGCGGACUCUGACGGGUGACCUGAACCAGAGGGACGAUCAUGUGGCCAAGCUGCAGAAGGAAAAGAGAGCUCUGGAGGAACUGCAACAGAAAACUGUGGAGGAUCUCCAGACAGAAGAAGACAAAGUGAAUCAUCUAACUAAGACCAACAGCAAGCUCAACAGCCAAGUGAACGAGCUGGAGGACAGCUGGGAGCAGGAGAAGAGGAUCAGGGCGGAGGUGGAGAAAGCGAGGAGGAAGGCAGAGGGAGACCUGAAGAUGACCAUCGAGAACCUGAAUGAGAUGGAGAACGCAAAGAUCGACCUGGAGGAGGUCAUCAAGAAGAGAGAUUUUGAGAUCAACAACAUGAACUCGAAGCUGGAGGACGAACAGGCUCUCAGCUCCAUGCUCAGCCGCAAGCUCAAAGAGCACCAGGGCCGCAUCGAGGAGCUGGAGGAGGAGCUGGAAGCUGAGCGAGCCAUGAGAGCCAAGGUGGAGAAGCAGAGGGCGGAGCUGUCACGUGAUCUGGAGGAUCUCAGUGAUAGGCUGGAAGAGGCGGGAGGAGCCACCGUCACCCAGAUCGAGCAGAACAGGAAGCGGGAGACGGACCUGCUGAAGCUGAGGCGGGAGCUGGAGGAGGCGGCGCUCCAAUCGGAGGCCACGGCGGCGGGGCUAAGGAAGAAGCACUCGGACGCGAUGGCGGAGCUGGGCGAGCAGCUGGAGAACCUGACCAGGCUGAAAGUCAAACUGGAGAAGGACAAACUGAGCAUGAGGGCGGAGAUCGAAGACCUCAACGUCACCGUGGAGACCACGCAGAAAGCAAAGAUGAACUCGGAGGCCCACGCCCAUAAGCUGGAGGACAACCUGGCGGAGGCCAACGCUCGCCUGGCGGAGAUGGAGCGAACUCAGACCGAGCUCAGCACGACCAAAAUCCAUCUGACAGCGGAGAACAAUGAUCUGAGCCGGGAGCUGGAGGACGUGCAGAGCAAGCUGACCCAGGUGACCAGGCUGAAGGCCUCGCUCACCUCGCAGAUCGAUGAGCUCAAGAGACAGGUGGAUGAGGAGAACAAGGGUCGUAACACGGCGGUGGUGGCCCUGGCCAACGCCCGCCACGACCUCUCCCUGCUGAAGGAGCAGCUGGAGGAGGAGUCGGAGGGCCGCGGGGAGCUGCAGCGCCUCGUGUCUAAGCUCAACGCCGACGUCACCUCCUGGAGGAGCAAGUAUGAGACGGACGCCAUCCACCGCACCGAGGAGCUGGAGGAGACCAAGCGCAAACUGGCAGCGCGUCUCCAGGAGGCUGAGGAGGCGGCGGAGGCGGCCCAGGCCCGAGCUGCCAGCUUGGAGAAGGUCAAGCAGAGGCUGCAGGGGGAGGUGGAGGACCUCACCAUAGACCUGGAGAAGUCCAACGCGGCGGCGGCGGCUCUGGAUAAGAAGCAGCGCGUGUUCGACAAGCUGGCGGCCGAGUGGAGCCAGAAGAACGAGGAGCUGCAACUGGAGCUGGACAACAGCCAGAGGGAGAGUCGCUCCUACAUGACGGAGCUCUACAAGCUGAAGACGGCCUACGAGGAGAGCCAGGAUCACGUGGAGACCGUCCGCAAGGAGAACAAAACCCUCUCAGAGGAGAUCAAGGAGUUGGUCGACCAGCUGGGUGAAGGAGGCCGCAGCGUCCACGAGCUGCAGAAGGCCAGGAAGAAACUGGAGGUGGAGAAGGAGGAGCUGCAGCUGGCCCUGGAGGAGGCUGAAGCUUCACUGGAGGUGGAGGAAGGUAAGCUGGUACGUGUGCAGCUGGAGCUGGCUCAAGUCAAGGCCGACAUCGACCGCAGAAUCCACGAGAAGGAGGAGGAGUUUGAAGUCACCAGGAAGAACCAUGCGCGUGCGGUGGAGUCGCUGCAGGCCAGUCUGGAGGCGGAGGCCAAAGGUCGCGCCGAGGCUCUGCGGAUGAAGAAGAAGAUGGAGGGAGACCUGAACGAGAUGGAGAUUCAGCUGGAGCACGCCAACAGGAACAACGCUGAGCUGGUCAAAACCCUCAAGAAGCUGCAGCAGCAGAUCAAAGAUCUGCAGGUGCAGAUGGAUGAGGACGCCCGUCAGCACGAGGAGCUGAGGGAGAAGUACAGCCUCCAGGAGCGCCGUCUGUGUCUCAUGCAGGGGGAGAUGGAGGAGCUGAGAGGAGGCCUGGAGGCGUCGGAGAGGGCCCGCAAACUAAUCGAGCAGGAGCUGGUGGACGUCACCGAGCGGUUCAGUGAGAUCAACAUGCACAACCAAAGUCUGACGAUCCUGAAGAGAAAGCUGGAGGCCGACCUCGCCCGACUCUCCACCGAGAACGAGGAGCUGAUCUCAGAGUUUCGCGCCGCCGACGAGAGAGCCAAGAAGGCCGUGACUGACGCGACGCGGCUGUGCGAGGAGCUUCGGCAGGAGCAGGACCGGAGCGCCCACCUGGAGAAGGUCAAGAAGAACCAGGAGCAGAACCUCAGAGACCUCACACUGAGGCUGGAGGAGGCGGAGCAGCAGGCGCUGAAGGCGGGAAAACGCACCAUCCAGAAACUGGAAACCAAGAUCAAGGAGCUGGAGAACGAGCUGGACCAGGAGCAGAAGCGCCACGUGGAGACGGUGAAAAGCCUCCGUAAGGGAGAGCGACGACUCAAGGAGCUGAUCUUCCAGACGGAGGAGGACCACAAGACCAACCAGCGCAUGCAGGAGCUGGUGGAGAAACUCCAGAACAAGCUCAAGUGCUACAAACGGCAGAUCGAGGACGCUGAGGAGCAGGCCAACAGCAGCCUGUCCAAGUACAGGAAGACGGUCCACGAGCUGGACGACGCGGAGGAGCGCGCAGAAAUGGCGGAGAUGGCCCUGAAUAAAAUGAGAACCAGGAACAGAGCCUCGACCAAGAAGGGCUUCACCUCGGUGGAGAUCGUCCAGGUCACCAAGCCCGGCGGCGGAGGACAGGACGGGUAGAGGGGAGCCGACACACACACAUUGCUAGCAGAGCGACACACACUCAUUCAGCCCUCCAGAGGACGCAGCACUGAGGACGUGAGCAAGAAGAAAG
Molecule: messenger RNA, 5926 nt
Organism: Seriola dumerili (greater amberjack)
Lineage: Eukaryota; Metazoa; Chordata; Actinopteri; Carangiformes; Carangidae
Product: myosin-16-like
Exons: 44
Coding region: 1-5832 (1943 amino acids)
Cellular component (GO): myosin complex
Molecular function (GO): cytoskeletal motor activity; actin filament binding; ATP binding
Source: RefSeq, a predicted model, not a curated record